AUGUUGAGCGAUAUUAUAUCCUCGUUAUCAUUUAGCAGUAGUACUAUUGUUACUGAAGAUGCUGCCGAAGGGCAUAAACUGUCACGCGAUGAAAUCUCUGAAUGGCGAAUGACACCAUUUCAAAUGGAACACUUGACAGAAUAUGGACUAUGCAUUGCUGUCCAAGACACAAAGCAGUUAAUUAUCGCGCUCUUCACUCCGCAAUUCGGCUGCUCAAAGUUAAAAUACGAUCUCUGUCUUCCUUAUCAGCAACUUUUUUGGGGCGACCAAUUUUAUUGA
Messenger RNA from Plasmopara halstedii, 279 nucleotides. RefSeq lists its product as uncharacterized. Bases 1 to 279 code for a protein of 92 amino acids. The record is from RefSeq and is a predicted model, not a curated record. NCBI's taxonomy places the organism in Eukaryota, Oomycota, Peronosporomycetes, Peronosporales, Peronosporaceae. The transcript is spliced from 2 exons.